Candidula unifasciata is the source of this 528-nucleotide messenger RNA. Lineage: Eukaryota; Metazoa; Mollusca; Gastropoda; Stylommatophora; Geomitridae. The record is from the annotation of a GenBank genome assembly.
AUGCAAGGCAAGAUCCUCAACGAUAACCGUUCUAGCUACAACCUCAUCGCCCACGACCAUUACGUGCCCCCGUCUCCCCCGUUCGGGCCGGCUCCCAGACAUGCUUACCUAGAUCCUCGGAGGGAUUAUGAAGCACCUCGAACAGACGGGAGAGGGAAUGUAAGCUACCAUGUGACUAGUAACGUCCGCUUCUCCAACGACGGUAUCCGACACGAGAACCACCUUCCGUUCUCACCUCUAUACCGACCUGGCCAGAGUUAUGCGGCUGAUCCGCGGUACAGAAAUCUUACAGGUGACGGACGACAAAACGACGUCGGAAGAGAUCAUCAGGGACAGACGCAGCUGGUGGAUGGGGCAGAGACAAGCCAGAAGCCGCAAGGUGUCAAAGGUUCCUUGGCGGCUACUAUUGGACAAAUUAAUCACGUGCCAGUCUCACCCUUGUACCGCCCUGGACAGGGCCGAGGCCUGGCCAUGGCUGACCCCAGAUACGGGAGUCCGCAGCGGCGUCGGCAGGAUGAACGCCAAGAG